UUUUGUACCAAGAACGUUCCAGCCGGACCCGUAAAAGGUCAAGUCUUUAGGCGCGAUCAACUCCUGCAAUGUCCAUCCUCGAGUGAACCAGCGACAUCUUGCAAAGGGGCCAUUGAUCGUACCAUCAUAUUUACUAGGCCUGCGCCUUCUGGCGGGCUCGACGGAACUUCCGGCUUGCUCAUCGAGCGGAACCUCCCCGUAGCCGCUAGGAAUGUCAGACAAGUAAACGUAGCACUUUCUUGAUCGCUUGUACCAUUGGAACAUGGAGUUGAUCGCUUCAGAUAUUUCCGCACUGCUGCUUUUGUUGAUGCAACAUGUAUCGACCCAAGCGUAGUCCAGGCCGUCCCUGAUAGCUUGCUGACAGACAUACUUGAUCUUGAGGAAUCCCUCCCUUCCUACAACACGAUCCCAGUACCUGGAGCCUGUUGAUAGUGCCUGAAGAUCCUGAAAAGAAAUCUCAUCCUUUCCCCAUGUAUGUGAUAGGAUUGCAUAUUCGGGGAUUUCACUGUCGAGGUAUUCUUCCAACUGGUAAAGCUAAGUUUGCAUGGUCUGUCCUUCGCUAUUUAGGUGGCGUGGUGAUGUGUUCUUGGCCUACCAGUUGGCUGCUACGUGGCAGGCAACACAUUAAGAACCAAUAUGUCCAGCUUUACUGCAUUGUUGGAUACUUUCCCACACUUCUUCAAUGCCAAAGGCUGUAUCCUUUUCUUAUGAUAUGCCGCGUUUCGAGUUGCCUCGUCGCUCGCGUCAUCAGCUGGACAGCAAAUGGCCAGGUUGCCGCUGGGAAGGUGUCUUCUUUGCCUCUGAGUUGUCUAUGGAGCCUCUCUACCUUCUUUUGAGGUUCGAGCAGUCUCGCCAAUCCUGGUUAGUAUUCCAUAUGUGAAGGGUAUUACAAGACCUGGGGUCUCGUAUUUUUUUCUCAAUAGCUGACGACGAGGAUACUUUAUAUCGUUC
Molecule: messenger RNA, 951 nt
Organism: Aspergillus welwitschiae
Lineage: Eukaryota; Fungi; Ascomycota; Eurotiomycetes; Eurotiales; Aspergillaceae
Exons: 2
Coding region: 471-836 (121 amino acids)
Source: RefSeq, a predicted model, not a curated record